AUGAGCAUUAAAGAAAAGAUUUAUCAGGUCUUGCCCAAGAUCCCUGUGCCACCACUGAAGCAAACCCUGGACAUGUACCUGAGGUGUGUACAACACCUGGUGAAGGAGGAGCAGUUUAAGAAAACAAAGGCCAUCGUGGAGAAGUUUGGGGCCCCUGGGGGCACCGGGGAGGUUCUUCAGAAGAAGCUGUUAGAGAAGAGGGACAAGACAACCAACUGGGUCUACGACUACUGGCUUGAGGAUAUGUAUUUGAACAACAGGUUGGCUCUGCCUGUCAACUCCAGUCCUGUCAUGGUUUUUCCCAAACAUACGUUCAGCGAUUGCAAAGAUGCCCUCAGAUUUGCGGCUCACCUCGUGAUGGGAGUCCUGGAAUAUAAGGCUCUCAUUGAUGAGCAGGCACUGCAAGUGGAUUUUGCGCGGGGCCAGCUGGCUGGGACCCCUUUGUGUAUGCAGCAAUACAACCGCCUUUUCACCUCUUAUCGCUUCCCGGGACUAAAGAGAGACACCCUCAAGAUCAAGAUGAACCCAGCCUCCUCCUCUGAGCCCGAGCACAUCAUCGUAGCAUGCAAAAACCAGUUUUUCAUUUUGGAUGUGGUCACAAACAACAAGCCACUCAGUGAGACAGACAUCUUGUCACAGCUUGAGAAAAUAAUGAAAAUGGCAGAGAGCGCUGAGGAAAGACUUCCUCCUUUUGGUCUUCUGACAUCUGAUGGAAGGACAGAAUGGGCACAAGCCAGGGAUGUCCUCACAAAAGAUCCAACCAACAAGGCAUCUCUGGCACUGAUAGAGAGCUGCUUAUGUGUGCUUUGUCUGGAUGAGCCCAGUAGGUCAGAGCCCAGUGACACCAAACGGGCCCUGAUGAUACUGCAUGGGGAUGGCCAUGAGAGAAAUGGGGCGAACCGCUGGUAUGACAAGUCAAUGCAGUUUGUUGUAGGAAUGGAUGGGAUAUGUGGAGUGGUGUGUGAGCAUUCACCAUUUGAAGGGAUAGUUCUGGUGCAGUGCUGUGAACACCUGAUGAAAUACAUGACAGGGAGCCCUGCCAAGUUAGCGAGGUCUUCAAGUGUCACGGGACUCCCUCCGCCACAAAGACUACUGUGGAAAAGUACGCCCCAAAUCCAAGGUCUCCUGACGGCCUCCUCAAAGAGACUACAGAGGCUGGUGAAUAAUCUCGACAUGGACGUCUACAAAUUUAAAGGCUAUGGGAAGGAAUUUAUCAAAAAACAGAAAAUGAGUCCAGAUGCGUAUAUACAAGUUGCCUUACAACUUGCAUUUUACAGAUGCAACGGGAGACUUGUGUCCACGUACGAGAGUGCCUCCAUUCGACGUUUCCAAGAAGGUCGGGUGGACAACAUCCGCUCAGCGACCCCAGAGGCCCUGGCUUUUGUGAAGUCCAUGAAAGAUGAGCGGGCCACUCUCACCGAUUGUGAAAAAAUGAAAAGACUGUGGGAUGCCAUCCAUACCCAAACAAAUUACACAAUCGCUGCUAUUACAGGUAUGGCAAUAGACAAUCAUCUUCUCGGGCUUCGGGAGAUUGCAAAGGAGUUAAACAUGGAAAAGCCAGAGAUUUUCUCUGAUGAUACAUAUCUCGCUAGUAACCAGUUCAUCCUCUCUACCAGUCAGGUCCCCACUUCUGUAGAGAUGUUCUGCUGCUAUGGCCCAGUGGUGCCCAAUGGCUAUGGGGCCUGCUACAACCCACAGGUGGACCACAUCAUUUUCUGUGUAUCCAGCUUUCGGGAGAGCACGGAGACCAGCUCGGCCGUGUUCGUCAAAGCUCUCGAAGAGGGCCUGCUGGAAAUCAGGGAUCUGUGCAAUAGGAGCAACAUUGUGGUCUCCAAACUGGCUGACACAAGCAGCCCAGGAGCCAGCCGGCCACCCCCCAAGGCGGGGAAGUAA
Messenger RNA from Lampris incognitus (smalleye Pacific opah), 1893 nucleotides. RefSeq names its product choline O-acetyltransferase-like. NCBI's taxonomy places the organism in Eukaryota, Metazoa, Chordata, Actinopteri, Lampriformes, Lampridae. Gene Ontology annotation, biological process: acetylcholine biosynthetic process; neuromuscular synaptic transmission. Gene Ontology annotation, cellular component: neuron projection; cytoplasm. The record is from RefSeq and is a predicted model, not a curated record. The transcript is spliced from 14 exons. Bases 1 to 1893 code for a protein of 630 amino acids. Gene Ontology annotation, molecular function: choline O-acetyltransferase activity.